CCUGCCCUUUUGCCAGCCGCGCGGGGUACGUGCCGCUGACCCGCGCCUGCGACCUGAGAGGCAGGCGCGCCUGGAGACAACGCGGAACCAUGAGCUGCCUGCCAGGAAGGGUGGUGGCGCUGCUGCUCGGGCUGCUGGUGGAGUGUACAGAGGCCAAAAAACAUUGCUGGUAUUUUGAAGGACUCUAUCCAACAUAUUAUAUAUGCCGCCCCUAUGAGGACUGCUGUGGCUCCAGGUGCUGCGUGCGUGCCCUCUCAAUACAGAGGCUGUGGUAUUUUUGGUUCCUGCUGAUGAUGGGCGUGCUCUUCUGCUGCGGAGCUGGCUUCUUCAUCCGGAGGCGCAUGUACCCCCCACCGCUGAUCGAGGAGCCUGCAUUCAACGUGUCCUACACCAGGCAGCCCCCGAACCCUGUUCCAGGAACCCAGCAGCUGGGGCUGCCAUAUUACAGUGACCCUGGAGGACUGGGUGUGAAUCCUGCUGGGAAUCCCAUGGCGAUGGCUUUCCAGGUCCAACCCAGCUCACCGCAGGGAAGCACAGCCUACCCACCACCCCCUUCCUACUGCAACACUCCCCCACCCCCAUAUGAACAGGUGGUGAAGGCCAAGUAGCAGGGGUGCUGCCUGACGCCAGCCUGUGUGACACUCACCAGGGAGACAGAGAGAGGCUCUUUGACUCCGCCUUCCCUGUCCCCAUCAAUAUUCGCUUCCAGGAAUGGUCUUCUGAGCCACUGAGGGCAAAUUCCUCUUUGAUCUCCUCAAAGCAAGCACAGCUCCCUGUCAAGUUUUCUGUGGAGGACCAAUAUUUGAAUGCACCCCAUGUCUCCUCUGUUGCUUCUGUUUCUUAUUUAAUCUGUGCUCUGGCAGAGUGUGGACAGUCCCUGAGGGUCAACUCCUUAGAGUGGCGUGCCCAGAUCCUUAGGAGAGAGACCAAGAGGAGGCAGGGUAGAGCCGGUGUGUGCGGGUGAGCACAGUGAGAGCAGGGAGGGGGUCAGAUGCCCCACCCAGGUGAGCUUCCUCCCACUAGAUGGAAAGCCCCACACACAGCAGGCAGCUUGGUGGACAGGCUCCAGGGGGUCAGCUGUUUGAGCCUGUGGUCCUGUCAGUCUUCCUCUUCAAGAAGCUGUUAGAGAGACAUUCGGUGGAGAGAAGCCUCUUAGCCCUUUUCUGUCUUCACUCACUUACUAAAGAGGAGAGAGGCUACCCUUCUGCACAGCCAGGGUGAGAGAGCGCUGUUCAUGGCUUUCCCUUCACGUGGAUGAGGAUUCAGAAUCAGGCCAAGUUGGAUGUUUCUGGCUCUCUGAAAAUCACUAAGGAAAUUUAUUUAAAUUCAUGGGAAAUCGCUCCCUGCCCCAAACUGAGACACUGCAUUUUAUGAGCUCUUGGUCAGUCAUGGGGAAAAAAACUGUUUCCCCCUUUUUAAUGCAUUUGUGGAAGCUCGUGUAGAGUUCUGUCCUUCCAGGUCAGGCUCGAGCGUGUCUUCCCUGGACAUCAGCAGCUCCCUGGUCUUUGACCAGGACCAGAGGUCUCCAGUCUCUUCCCCGAGGCAGCUCUGGUGCUGGAUUUUGAUGAGCACUUUCAAAGCAGAAAGGCUCAUUUGGCUGGGAAGUCCCAUCAUCCCUGAGAAAGAGGUGUCCCUGCAGGGCGUCAAGUCUGGGCCGGGCUGGGGCCUUGGUUUGUUUGAUCUCAGCAGGUAUGUGUUGGGCUCUGAAGAGGAGCAGCUUGCUGAGAAAAAGACAGGAAAGCUAAAUCCCAGGACUGCAGGUAAAUCUCUUCAAAAAGUACUGAAUUGAUUUGACUGACAACUUAAACUUAGAAUAAAGAAGACAUGGGUGGAAAUGUGCAUGGUGGCUAAGAAACAUAUCUGACCCCAGGAUCUUACAGGGAGUCACCGGGGUUGUUGACAGUGAGCAAGGGAGUCCUGUUCCUCUGAGUAGUGAGUAGUGCUGAUAGUGUAUUUACCCCAGACCAAGACCUGACGGGUCACGUGGAGGAGGGCAAAGCAGCAUGGCCAAGACACACAGGUCCCUGUAUGUGUAGUAGUGG
Messenger RNA from Ceratotherium simum simum (southern white rhinoceros), 2042 nucleotides. RefSeq names its product VOPP1 WW domain binding protein (gene VOPP1). Gene Ontology annotation, cellular component: cytoplasmic vesicle membrane. The record is from RefSeq and is a predicted model, not a curated record. NCBI's taxonomy places the organism in Eukaryota, Metazoa, Chordata, Mammalia, Perissodactyla, Rhinocerotidae.